Molecule: messenger RNA, 3785 nt
Organism: Lingula anatina
Lineage: Eukaryota; Metazoa; Brachiopoda; Lingulata; Lingulida; Lingulidae
Product: neuralized-like protein 4
Biological process (GO): proteasome-mediated ubiquitin-dependent protein catabolic process
Cellular component (GO): SCF ubiquitin ligase complex
Molecular function (GO): protein binding
Source: RefSeq, a predicted model, not a curated record
GAGAAAAACUGAGAAAAUUAUAGGGCUACUUUUCGAAAGUAAUAAUAUAAGACAUUUUAAAGACAAACAUGAACAAGUGAUAAAAACGUUGGCCCCCUCAACAAAUUUAACAUUUGGACAUUCCAUCAUUUAUAUACCCAGGGCAUGCUCUAAUAGGCCUAUCUCAAACAAAAUUAAUGUUAUCUGACACACAUUUCUAUGUUUGAAGCCAUAUUAAAGGUGUCUACACACUUUUCGGAGGAUGGGGGGUCAUACAAAAGUAUUUUAUUUGCUGUAUGGACCCAAUGUUGAAUAUUCUGAAUAUUAAUGGAACAACAGGCAGGGGUUUAUGACCGAGAUGACGGGGAAUCCCCUGUCACCUUUGAACAGUCACGUGACCAUACGGGGUUGUUUUUCUGGUGUAAACGCCCGUCCUGUACGCGUGUAUGUGGGUCAAACAUAAUACAGAUUAAUGUCAAGUCGCAAUGGGAAAUGAAGCAUCGACAUCACGGCUUCUCCAUAAUUUGGAGGAGCUUGAACAGGAGCUUGAACGAGACCAAGUCUCGAAGUCCAACCAACCACUAAAGGUGCAACAUGGCUGGGAUUCCAAGGACUGCUCCAAUAAUAUGACAGUGCUAGAUGACGGUUUGAAGGUGCGUAGAAAUAAAUCUUUACAGCCUAGGACGGAUGCCGUUAGGGGCAAGAGAGGCUAUGGUCAAGGAAUACACAUCUGGAAGAUUCACUGGCCUCAGUCGAUGAGAGGCAGCAAUGCUGUUAUUGGUGUGGCUACAUAUCAGGCCCCUCUGACUUGUACUGGUUAUUCGUCUUUGAUUGGUUCCAAUGAUCAGUCCAUGGGGUGGGAUAUAGUCCGCAAUGUUCUUCUCUUCAAUGACUGCGUCAUCAGAAAGUACCCGGAUGAUGCACCUGGUGAAUUUGUUGCUCCUGAUGUCAUCACUGUAAUUCUCAAUAUGGACUCGGGGACUCUUGGCUUUAAAAGUGAUGGAAAAAAUUACGGAGUAGCAUUGAAGGGUCUUCGCUUACUGGGGAAAAAACUUUACCCUGCAAUAAGCACAACAUAUGACAACUGUGAAGUGGGUAUCGAAUACAUCAGAAGUACAGAUCAGGGAAGACCACAGGCAAAACCAUGUCCUCUGGCCUCCCCUCUGAAAUUCAAACAGCAAUGUGGGGAAAAUAUCGAAUUGUCAAAUGACAGCAUUCAAGCGGAGAGAUCAAAUUUUAUGUCUGAAUCAGACAAAGCAGUUGUUUUGACUUCGAGAAGUCUACAACCAAAUGAAAAGUUUGAAAUACGUGUAAAGAGAACCCUGGAUAAAUGGCCAGAGGGUCUAGCUAUCGGAGUUGUGGCUCUGGAAGCAGGAUUCGAGAUUCCGAGAAGUCUCCCUGGACAAGCCACAGAUAUAGCGUGGGUCUGGAAAGGCACGGAUGUUUUGCAUGACCAAAAAACGGAACGAAAGAUGGAUUUUAACCUUAAUUCCGCAAAAAUUGGCGACAAAUUUGGUGUCAUGAGAAAGGAAGAUGGUGCUUUGCACUUCUUUUAUAACGGUCGAGAUAUGGGAAUGGCAGCCACAAAUGUUCCUCAGAAAAUACACGGAAUUGUCGAUGUCCAUGGAAGUACUAUACACGUAGAAUUAGUGGAACAAAUUCGAGAGGAAACCACAGAGCCAACAGGUGCCGCUUUUACCGGCAUUUCUAGAAUAGAUCGCGUCUUUGAAAAAAUGAGACAAACGAUCGAUUUAUUAAAGAAGAAAGACGAACGCUCUAUUCGAUCCACUAUACAUAUGGUCCACGAACAUUUGUACAUGCUGUACGCCAAGCAUAAGGCCCGAAACCUUCGGCAGUUAAUGGGUGACAAGCUGGUCCAGUUGAAUGCUGCCUUCCAUAUUACUGAAUAUAUAAAAUUUCUCUGUGAGUGCGGGAUUGAAAACGACAAAAUCCAUGAGCUGCUUCGUACUGUUUGUUUGAAUUACAGUGAUGCCAGUCUGCAGUUUGCCAGGUCCAUCGGACAGACGGAUCUGCUUGGAAUCCUGUCUGCAGAACUUGCCAAGUAUCAGAAUAGAUAUAUGAGUGAAGAGGGGAAAAAAGAUAUUGUUAUGUCAGCAUUUGGAAUUCUUCACAACUGCUCAAAAGUCACGGAGAACCGAGGGGUGUACUACCGCCUCGGCGUGAUCAACAUCGCGGUCCCCUACACGAAGCCAGGGAAUGACGAAACAGUCGCAAUGACGGCCUUAAUGACCUUGUCCUACCUGGUCACUAUUGACCAAAAUCACCUGAUACAAGCAGAGCCAUCAGCAAUUGCAAAUAUUCUGAAGAAACUCGAUGAAGCACUGAAAAACGCAGCAACUCAUCAAUCGGACGGUUCUCUUACUUUCCAUGCUUACGAAAUUGUAGAAUCGCUCAUAAACCUAUCCAAAAGCGCACAAAAUCGGGUGACGACGGUACAGAAAGGAGGCAUUCCCCUGUUUGUGAAAAUGAUGAAAGUCGGUAAUCCACAAGAACAGGAACUCGCCCUGAACGCCGUGUGGGAACUGAUUAACGGAGGGGAUGGGACGCUGUCAACUAUCUCUAGAACAGCAGGGCUAUUAGAUGCAGUGAAGGCUUUAAAGAGCAGCAAAGUCGAAACCGUUCGUCAAGCCGCUGAGAGGAUUUCAUUGAAGCUUGACACGCAGUCUCAAAUGUUUUCCCAGAGGUUUGAUCCGGCACCCAAGCCAAAGUGCACUUACAAUGAUAUCUGCAACAAAUUUGUUGAGACUCUCAACUUGCACAAAUCAUAUUUUGAUGCUAAGUAUCAUCGCUGCUACUGCAACGUGUGUCAUAAUGAUAGAGGAGACAAACUGUAUUAUACUCGCGGAAAUCCGCCAAAGGACUACGGUAUUCCAAUUGGAUGGUACAGGUAUGCCCUUUGCCUUCCACCUAAAGCAAAAGCUAUGAAUGUAUUGGACAACUGGCACAGGGCAUUCCAUGGCACCAAGAAAGAUGUGGUCACCAAGAUACUUGAAGUCGGGGAACUACUCAUUCCAGGCGAUGUAGCGUUGGGCGGCGACAAAAUAAGCGAGAGGGAAGGCCAUUUCAAAGACGACAAUAAGCCUGAAGGGUUCGACACCAAGAAAAUAUUUGUAUCUCCCAGUAUCCGUUAUGCUGGCCAUGGCGCUUAUGCCAUGCCACACAAAUUUGUGGUAUCGGGAAAAACCUAUGUGGCCCGUGUGGCACUUCAAGUGUGCAUUCGCCCAGGCAGCUAUGAUGUCGGCGAUCAAACUAUCGGAGAAACCAAGCCAAUCGACCCAAAGUUUGACAAUCAGGAAAUAGAGUGGUCAACUAAAGAGCGUGGAAGCACCAUUUUGUAUGGUCUGCUGGUGAAAUUGGAAGAACAAGCUUCUUGAAAUAGUUAAUCUUAACUUUGACGGAGCUGAGAACAAUAAAGCUUUUGACUUAAUCGGUGUAAAGAGUUUGAAUGGUACAGGGGUAUUUCAUUCUGUAUUCAUAUCGAUCAGAUCAUAUUGGAAAGUGUCGGUUUCAUUCCAUUUGUAAAUUGUUUUAUGUUAUGGCGUGACAUUUGCAAUGGAUAGUCCUAAACCUACUUGCGGUUGAUUGUGAUUGACUUAAAACGCUGCAUAUAUAUUUUAAAAAAUGAUGUCUACGUGAGAAAAAUAAUCCCUUUCUAAUUACAUGUGCCUACUGAUAUUUGAAGAGUCAAAAACAUGCCGAUUUUCAAACCAGGUUAUAAUUUACAUCCACGCAGAUUCUUGCGCUUUGUGUCGAUUUUUCUCAACCUUUUAGAAAAGACAUUUCUA